CAUUCUUCACAACUUGCAAAACCACAUAAUAUAGAAAGAACUACAACAAACAAACAAACUACAGAGUAUCCCCAUUCAUUCAUAGAUACACAUAUAUUUCAUCACAAACUAACACAAUGAUUCUAUCUUGGAGAAGAAGGAGAUCGAGCAACAACAAGAGCAGCGAGCCUGCUUUGAAUGACAGCAGUUUGGACACGGAUGUUAUGAUUCCAACCCACUUUCGGUGUCCGAUUUCUCUUGAUUUGUUGAAAGAUCCUGUCACGUUGUCUACUGGGAUCACGUACGAUCGAGAGAGCAUCGAGAGGUGGAUUGAGUCUGGCAACCAAACUUGCCCGGUGACAAACCAAGUCUUGAACAGCUUCGAUCAAAUCCCGAACCAUGCAUUGCGCAAGAUGAUUCAAGAUUGGUGUGUCAAGAAUCGAUCUUAUGGGAUUGAGAGGAUUCCCACGCCUCGAGUUCCCGUCAGCCCCUAUGAGGUUUCGGGGAUUUGCUCGAGAAUUGAGGUCGCAACUCGAUGUGGGGAUGACAGAAAGUGCGUAGAAUUGGUGAGGAAGAUCGAGGCGUGGGGGAAAGAAAGCGAGCGAAACAAGCGGUGCGUUGUGAACAAUGGAACUGGGUGUGUGUUAUCUAAUACGUUUCUUUCAUUUGCGAGCGUUUCUAUUGAGAAGCAUGUGGGGUUGUUGGUUGAGAUCUUAUCUGUCUUGGCAUGGAUGUUUCCACUUGGUGAAGAAGGGCAAUCAAAAUUGGGAUCAACAGCGUCCUUAAGUUGCAUUGUUUGGGUUUUGAAGAAUGGUGAUCUUUCAGCUAGACAAAAGGCGGUUUCAGUACUCAAAGAGCUGCUUUCUUUGAAUCAAAGACUUGUUGAUAAGUUGGCAGAGAUUGAAGGAAUUAGUGAAGCUUUAGUUAAAAUAAUUAGAGAGCCUAUUUGUCCUAAGGCUACAAAAGCUUCUUUGACAGCUAUAUUCUAUAUGAUUUCUCCAUCUCAAACCAGUGUGAGAUUCACAUCAAGAUUUGUGGAACUGGGUUUGGUUUCGUUGAUCACAGAAAUCCUUGUUGAUGCAGAGAAAGGAACAUGUGAAAGGGCUUUAGGUGUUUUAUCUGGUAUUUGUGAUACCAAAGAAGGGAGAGAAGAGGCAUCUAAGAAUGCUCUAACUAUGCCUAUUUUGGUUAAGAAGAUGUUGCGGAUAUCAGGGAUGGCAACGGAGUUUGCAGUGUGUACUCUUUGGAAGCUCUGCAAGAAUUCUAAGAAGGAAGAAGAUGGUGAUGGAGGUGUUUUAGUUGAGGCACUUCAAUCAGGUGCUUUUCAAAAGCUUUUGGUUCUCCUGCAGGUUGGUUGUAGUGAGGCUACAAAGGAGAAGGUCACUGAGUUGUUGAAAUUGUUGAAUCUUCAGAGAAAUAGGUCUAACUGUGUUGAUGCAUCAAUGGAUUUCAAGUAUCUCAAAAGGCCGUUUUGAUUCAAGAUAGAAAAUUUUAUUCUUCCCCUUACUUAGAUGAGAAGAAAAUUUGUACAAAUCUACACAGAACUUUAUUCAAUUUUGUGAACAAAAUGUAUACAAUCAUAGAGAAAUAUAUUCAUUUUGUCAAAA
Messenger RNA from Quercus lobata, 1586 nucleotides. RefSeq names its product U-box domain-containing protein 21-like. Gene Ontology annotation, molecular function: ubiquitin protein ligase activity. The record is from RefSeq and is a predicted model, not a curated record. The transcript has a single exon. Lineage: Eukaryota; Viridiplantae; Streptophyta; Magnoliopsida; Fagales; Fagaceae. Gene Ontology annotation, biological process: protein ubiquitination. The coding region runs from base 117 to 1454 and encodes 445 amino acids.